GGAAGUAAAUCGAUUGUAUAGUUAUAAACAUUUUCAGAAGGUGGACGAAAGUGAAGAUGAACACCCACUUUUCUCCGAUCAUGCCAACGGCUGCGCCACCACCACCCCCACCACCACCAGCACACCCAUUGCGGCUGCUGCUGCAGCCACCACCACCAUCAUCAAAAGCCGGAAGGGAUGAUAUAAUUAAAUAUAUACCCCUAUAUAGGGCGUUGGUGAACGGGGAGUUGGAAAGAGUGAAAGCUUUCCUGGAGAAAGAUCCAAAUGCAGUAUAUGCUAACAUUUCCACAAAAGGGGAAAAACCGAUUCAUAUUGCUGUUUUGCACGGGCACGAGAAGUUGGUGGAGGAACUUUUGAAGAACAUCGAUGCUAAGAGGUUAAGAAUCCUACAAGAUGAUAAUGGGGACACAGCACUUCAUGUUGCUGCCAGGGGUGGAAACAAGAGAAUAGCAGAAGCAUUAGUUAAUGCAGUACAAUUUGCUCAUUUCAUGAAUAAAUAUAAACAUAUCCCACUCGCACUCGCUGCAAUUCACGGUAACAAGGAAUCAUUGGAGGUUAUACGUCGGAUUCAUACUCAGGUUUUUUAUCAAGCAGUUAAAGCUUUUGUUGCGAGUAAGACUCUGUUCAGGGAAUUUAUUGAGAGCCAGAACUUUGAUUUGGCACUGGAGCUCUGGGAACGACGACAAAAUUCAGCUGCGGUUAACCGGUUUUUGGAAGAGAACUUGCAUAGGAUGGCAAAAAUGGUCUCCGCAUUCUCAAGAGAAAAUCAACUUGGAUAUUUUAAAAGCUGGAUGUAUAGUUAUAUUGAUAUGUUACCAGUUAGCUUUGAGGAUUCCAAAUCUUGUCCUCAAUCCAUUUCCAUAGUUCAGUCAACGGGUGUGGAUAUGCAACCGGUUAACGUUCAUACUAAGAGCGAUAUAGAAAAGCAACCUGAGGAUUCCAGAUCUCAUCGUUUUUCCAGAUUCAAAGAUAAACUUUAUUCAACAGGAAGCACUGUGAAAAGAUUAAUGUCAAAGGUUGCUAAAACAACAGGUAUUGAAGAAAUAUUGAAUAUGAAAAAAAAAGACAUCCAAGCCCGACAAUUACUCAGCAAGAUGUGUUCCCCAAUAUGGACUUUUGAUUUUAAAUACAUUGAAUUAUACUUUGAGGCAAUAAAAGUAGCCAUCAAAUGUGGGAAUGUUGGAUUUGUUAAGGAAGUACUGAGGUCGAAUCCUACUUUAUUAUGGGGGGAUAAGAAAAAUCAAACCAUAUUUCAUAUUGCAGUUGCUUGCCGUCAAGAGAAAAUAUGGAACCUCAUAUAUGGUUUGACUACUGAACAAAGAAACAAAAUCUUGGGAAUUCUAGUAGAAACGAACAGCAUGUUACACAUAGCUGCAUAUCCAUUAGUAGUUCAACAUGAAGGUUCAGAAAAACAAGCUGCAGAGCAACUAUUACGGACGGUAUUCGUUAAGGCUCCAGGUGCAGCUAUGAAAAUGCAGAGAGAACUACAAUGGUACGAGGAGGUGAAGAAGAUGGUACCAUCUUCAUACAAGUUUCUUCCUAACGAGAAUGGAGAAACUCCUCAAGCUUUGUUCUCAAAAUGGCACUCUGAUUUAGUCAAAGAAGGAGAAAAAUGGAUGAGAGAUACAGCAACAUCGUGUACAAUUGUGGCCACUCUCAUUGUCACUGUUAUGUUUGCUGCAGUCUUCACAGUACCAGGUGGCAUUGAUGAUUCAGGGAACCCCAAGUUCCUACAACAUAACUCCUUUAUAGUUUUCGUUGUAUCAGAUGCAUUAUCUCUAUUCUCCUCAGUUACUGCAGUGUUAAUGUUCCUAAGCAUUCUCACUUCACGCUUUGAGGAAAAAGACUUCCUCAAGGCAUUACCCAACAGAUUGAUAAUUGGUCUUGCCGCCCUUUUCUUGUCUAUUGCCACCAUGAUGGUAGCUUUUGGUGUCACUCUUGUUAUUGUGAUUGGCAAACGGAUAAGAUGGGCUGUUGCUGUUGCUCCAGUGGCUGUGCUUGCUAGUUUCCCAAUAAUCUUAUUUGCUUUACUGCAACUUCCCCUGUUUGUCGACAUGGUCUUAUCCACCUAUGGAGGUGGUAUCUUCAACAGGAAAACAAAAUGUUCCUUUUUCAACAACCCAAAUGACGACUAUGUUCCUCCACAACCCAAAGACAGAGUUGAUACACAAUGAUUGGGGUAUGAUUAUGUCAUUUACAUAUAUAAUUCUAAUCGUGGUUCAGUAUAAUCACUAUUUGUAAUUAUAAUUAUAUAUGGAUGAUUCUUCAAGCAGAAUAAGAAUGUGCUUAUAUUUCUGAAAGAUGAAAUGCGUGU
Cornus florida is the source of this 2314-nucleotide messenger RNA. Its product is annotated as ankyrin repeat-containing protein ITN1-like. Gene Ontology annotation, molecular function: protein binding. NCBI's taxonomy places the organism in Eukaryota, Viridiplantae, Streptophyta, Magnoliopsida, Cornales, Cornaceae. The transcript is spliced from 9 exons. The record is from RefSeq and is a predicted model, not a curated record. Bases 57 to 2174 code for a protein of 705 amino acids.